Molecule: messenger RNA, 1970 nt
Organism: Haliotis rubra (blacklip abalone)
Lineage: Eukaryota; Metazoa; Mollusca; Gastropoda; Lepetellida; Haliotidae
Product: interferon-induced protein 44-like
Exons: 7
Coding region: 417-908 (163 amino acids)
Source: RefSeq, a predicted model, not a curated record
CAGUACAUCCACAUUCACAGGAGACAAUUUACAGUUUACUGAUGUGGAAGUAUAUCAAGUUACAGAACACGCUGCACGCCAAGAUGAGACCCCGUGGCGGCAGCUACCUGAGGUGAAACAAAAGGUACUGAAGUCUGAACUGGAGACGUACUCACCCCCGGGGAAGCUGGAUCAUGUGAACAUCUUGUUGCUGGGGGCGGUUGGAUCGGGCAAAUCCAGCUACUUCAACACCAUCAACUCUAUAUUCCAAGGGCGGAUAACCUCCGUCGCCCGCAGCGGAAGUGCAGAACAUAGUCCAACAUACUACCUAUCGUUUGUACAAGAUAAAAUCGACCGACAGUCGACAGCCCUUGAAAGUUCGACUUUGUGACACAAGAGGACUUGAAGACGGUCUCAAUCUUGAUCUGUCGGACCUAAUGGCGAUCAUCGACGGUCAUUUGCCAGACAGGUUCACGUUCAACCCAUCUGUUCCUAUUCGUCCUGACACCCCUGGGUACAAGAAGAACCCAACCCUGAAUGACCGAAUCCACUGUAUUGCCUUCGUGGUCGACAGCACUGCCAUAGAUGUCUUCCCGGACAAAAUACUGCAGACGUUUAAAGCAGUUCAACACAGGGUGAAUGCCCAAGGCCUGUCCCAGGUGGUGUUGCUGACCAAGGUGGACAAGGCGUGUGAGGUGGUCAGCAAAGACGUGUCCCAGUUGUUUAUCAGCUCUGCCAUCAGAGACGUUGUAGAGAAGACGGGAGAGUUGCUGGGCCUGCCUCGCUCUCACGUGUACCCGGUUAAGAAUUAUGAGGAUGAGCUAAUCCUUGAUGACAACGUGACUAUCGCCGCUCUGACCAGCCUUGUCCAGAUGACGAGGUUCGCUGACGACUUCCUCAACGACUGUCCAGACCUUGAUGAAGAUUGAUCAAUGACAUCCCUGCUCUGACCAGCUUUGUCCAGAUGACGAGGUUCGCUGACGACUUCCUCAACGACUGUCCAGACCUUGAUGAAGACUGAUCAAUGACGUCCCUGUUCUGACCAGUGUCGUCCAGAUGACCACAUUUGCUGAUCGCUUCGUUAAUGACUGUCAAGACAAUUGUUUUGACUCGUGUUAUCUUUGUUGCUGAGUGUCAAACUCUUCAUUAUAAUGUUUGAAGAUGAGUAUCCCUGUGGGAUUAUUAUCAUUCUUCUAGAAUGUAGUUGAAAACUCAUUUCAUCAUGUGAAAUUAACAGUGCUUCCAGUUUCUUAUUACAUAUUUGUCCCUAGAUCUAGUGGAUACACACCUAACCUGUACUUCAGCUUUAUGUAUACCUGAUAUUUUCUAGGUUCUCAUGAAUUGCAUGUUGAAAUCAAGUGAUUCUGAAUUUUAUUUCAUUCUACCAUGACACAGAUUAUUUUUUCUUCAUAUGGAUGUAGCAUUAACCAGUUAUAUGACAUAAUUACAUCAAAUUAUACUUAAUUCGGUAAAAGAAGAUCCAAGUUAGCAGUUUUGUUGUGUAAAUUUAUCAUAUUUUACUCAAAACAACGUGAAUGUAAACAAUGUAUGGUCACCAUGAGUACGCCACCAAUCUCAUUGUCACUCUUCAAAUAGGAUUGUUGUGAUUGCAUGUAUCACCACUGCCGACCAAAAUAGAUCACUGUAAAAAUAUCCUUAUUAAUAUGUGUGUUGAUUCGUACAGUGGAUUUAUAUUUGUCUUUCAAAACUGAUCUGCGUUUACGUCAUAGGCUACACUUCACCUAAUGGGAUUUGUUUCCACAAAAAUCAUCAUGCGGACAAUAUUUCUUGAAUUCUUAAAGUAGAACGGGCACAAUGGUGGGUUUUUAAACAGAGGGUGCACAUGCACAUGCACACGCACACGGACACAGUCACGAACAGAAACACGUGCUGGGACUAAAACUGACUUCCCUAGUAAUGAUACAAAAUUAUAAAGACUGUAUAAUUAUUGUAAACUGUAAUCACAAUUUUAAUAAAGUGUUGUUGCCAUA